Molecule: messenger RNA, 1108 nt
Organism: Spea bombifrons (plains spadefoot toad)
Lineage: Eukaryota; Metazoa; Chordata; Amphibia; Anura; Pelobatidae
Gene: RGS9BP
Product: regulator of G protein signaling 9 binding protein
Exons: 1
Coding region: 395-1108 (237 amino acids)
Biological process (GO): detection of light stimulus involved in visual perception; G protein-coupled receptor signaling pathway
Cellular component (GO): photoreceptor outer segment; neuron projection
Source: RefSeq, a predicted model, not a curated record
ACAUCCAUGCGAACCACAUUGAGGACUUUCAUUUAUUAAUUGUAGUGUUUGUGGAUCCACGAGCCUUUGCGUCAUCACCUCACAACUCUUGGCAUCUGAUCAUCACCUUGGAAACAACACUAAUUAUUAUUUUUUUCUCUUCCGCUAUUAAUUCAUGGAAUGCUUUUACCCAUUUUUUGCUCUUGGCAGCUUUACAAUGUAAAGUACAGACUUCAUUGCUCAGCGUUUAGAUGGGAGGAAGAAAUAGUUUGGCAAAUGAGGCCAACUAAUGUCAGGCUUCUUGGAGGCCCUGUGAGUUCUUUGGACAUAUCUUGAGAACCUUCUUGCCCUUGGCAAUAUUUUGGGGUAUUCCCUGCGCUCCACGAGUUGGUCGGUAUCUAGAGUCUAUUGGGAGAUGUUGAGAGAGGAGUGCAAAGCACUUUUGGAUGCUUUAAACAAAGUGACAGCAUGCUACAGACACUUGGUCCUCACUAUAGGUGGCACCUCGGACUCUCAGAACCUCCGAGAAGAACUGAAGAAGACCAGACAGAAGGCCCAAGAGCUGGCAGUGGCCAACAGAAACAAACUUACUAGCACCCUCAAGGACAAAAGUUUGAGUAAAGAAGACAAAGCUGAAUUUGAGCGCUUAUGGGUCAUCUUCUCAACCUGUAUGGACAUCUUGGAGACCGACAUGAGGAGGGCUUUGGAGUUGGGUCAAGAGUAUCCCUUGAACAUACCCAGAAGGCACCUUAUACAGACGGGCAUGAGCGGGGGAACCUCUGGGGUGGCAGCCAGGGCUAUGAGCGUACAAAACAUGAAGUACGACGCCGAACACAACAUCGAUGUGAUGGAUCUAAAGGACUUGGAGAACGAGAUCAACCAGGUGGACGAGAUGAUGUACGAGAUGGAGAUGAAAGUUAACGUUCCUCAGUGGAGUGUCGAGGCCAAGCAGAAUCCGGGAGCCGAACUCAAAAACUCGGUGACAGCCGGGGCUUCGUCUCCUGGCGCUGUCUCUGUGGAAGAACAUAAAACAGCCUGUGACCUCAGCAAACUUUUAGCCGGGUUGGUGUUUAGCUCGGUUCUCAUCGUUGCUAUUAUUUUGGCAGUUUGCGUCGUGAAACUCUCCUAA